GGGAGUGUUUCCAAGUGUUAAUAUCGAGGUUCCUUUUUUUCUUCCCAGAGCAAGUUGGCAGUGCUCUAACAGUACAGAUUUACCUUAACUGCCACAUUAUUUCUAUUUGAUCAUGUUCUAUUGACAGACUGGUAACUAGCUCAGAGCCAGCAAGCCUGUAACUCAGAGCAUAAUAAAGCACUGUGUAGUAAUUCGUCACAAGACUGAUUUUGCAUAGAGCAUAGCCAAGGCUUUGGAACCGCCCUCAGCUGCACCUUGUACUAUAUUAGCACGCCUCAGACAGGAAGAAUUUUCUUUUGCUGCGGUAGCUCCUCCGGUUACCUUCAGGCUUAUAACCAAGCCCUGCAUCUCUGGAUAUUGCUUACUACCUAUGCUGUUGUUCUAGGACAAAUUCAAGGACAGAGGAACUCCAAGUGCUCUAAGGGUAAUCAGUGCAAAUUACCUCCUUUCCAUGUGCCUUGGUUUAUCAUCUUGAAAAACACUGUUAGGUAUUAGAGCAGUGGAAUUGGAGAGGAUAGAUAAAUAAAUUCUAAGCUCUGAAAUUGUGUAUUUUCCCAUAAGUAUCUAUAAAAUUCUGACUGAGAAGCCACGUUUUACUAUUUAAGGAAAUUGGUAUAAAUGGCCAGUUUUUAAAUAACUAGCCUUUAAAAUCUGUUCCCUUUUCUUUUACCACCAUCUCUAAUCUACUUUUUGCCGAGUUUCAUUUUUGUUUUAUGUUUGUAUCAUGAGAAAGUUUCACUUUCUAGUUUGUGGGGUUUUUUUACCUGCUGCCUUGAAAAUCUAAUUAGGAAGAAUUCUUUUUAAAUGCCCCUAAGAAACUGAUUUUAUGAUGCUAUACAAAUAAUGAUUACUGCUUGAUUUUUUUUUCCACGUGCUAAUCACAUUUUUAAAAAGUGUCUUUAUUAAAAACCCAAGCUUAGGACAAGUUAUACAGGUUGCUGGAGAUGUGCAGUAAGAUGUUUAGUACUGUUGCUAAUCCAUAUUGCAGUAAUACAUACAUUUUCUUACAUAAGUGUGUAUAGUUUACCAUUCAAAAUUUCAUUACUUUAUUAUGUAGUUUAUAUGUUUCUACAAGUAUCAAAAUUCAAGCAGAAUCACAACUUUUUAAACUAAAUCAAUAAAUUUAAUAUUUUUCACUUUCCCAUAAGACACAGUCAAGUGGGCCUUUAAAAACAUUCAGUUUGUUCUGAAAACUAGAAUGGUACAAAAAUGUAACCAAAACUUUCAGAUACUACAUUUCUAAAAAGCAAGGAUGGGGAACAUAUGUUAUCAGCAUGACCCUGAUAUAGAAAAAUAAAGUCUUCAAUUGAAAAAUAAAAUACUCAAUUUGCAUUCACAUAGGUACUUUAAAACUUUUAUAAAGGCAAGUAAUUUUUUCAUAUAGAUACAGAAAUUUUCAGUAAUUGAUUUGUAAACUUCAGGGUGUAAUACAUCUCAGAAUGAAAUACCACAAUAGCUAAAACUUUUGAGUUAUCAAGUUAGUGUUAUUCAAGUGAAGUUCUUACCUCUUGCUUCAGUCUUUAGCCUUGUUCUACAUAUUCCUUGUAAUGAAAACUGUUACAGUAGCGACCUUAACCUCACAGUGAAAGAACACAAAGUAAAUAUUUUUCAGUUUCCACAUUUUUCAGUCCACAUUUAAAGAUUCCAAAUACUUUAAACUUCAAAACUUUCUUAGAAGAGAGUUCAUAGCUCAAAGGUAAUAUUUUCUAUUUUUGAACUUGUCUUCUACACUUGAUGUGUUUUUUUUUCAGCAGCUCUUCUCUUAAAGCAUCUGCAGCAGAUGACUGCUGGCAAAGUAACUUAAGCCAGAACUUUAUAUACUAAGUAUAGGUUUACAAGCCUAUUGGUUUAAAAAUACCCUGCCCUAAUUUUCAGUGUCUUCCUUAGAAUAGUGCCAGAAUGCUGACAUUUAUACCUUGGUCUUUACACUUCUAUAAUGAUAGUGAUUUUUCUGUUAGGACUGCAGUAUCACUUUGUAUGAGAUUAUCUUUAAACAAGGAUAAAUACUGGUCAAUUGCCAGUGAGGAUUAGGAAGAAUGAAAUAUAUCUUUAGUUGAAAUUUGCAUAGCAUCUAGUAAUCUAUUAAGUUUACAUAGCAAAAAUAAUGGCCAAAAGUUGGCCAUUAUCAAAUUUCUUUUUUUUUCUUUUUUUCUCUUUUUAGGGCUGCACCCAAGGCAUAUGGAAAUUCCCAGGCUAGGGCUCAAAUCUGAGCUGUCUGUAGCUGCAGGCCUAUACCACAGCAGCAGCAAUGAGGGAUCCAUACUAUGUCUAUGACCUACACCACAGCUCAUGGCAAUGCAGGAUACUUAACCCACUGAGCAAGGUCAGGGAUCGAACCGCGUCCUCAUGGAUAGUAGUCAGGUUUGUUACUACUGAGACACUACGGGGACUCUGUCCAUUAUCAAAUUUCUGAUCGCUCUUUGUUUUCAGUUAUAUUUUGUUUAAAUAAAAUAAUGAAGAGACCAUAAGAAAGAUGAUUAACUCUUUUAUUACUAAUACUGGCUUUUUUUUUUUUUUUAACUAAAUAUGAAUGAAUGCUCCAAAAAUAGCCAUACUUGGGAGUGGAGGGUGAAGAGGAAUUAAGCUGCUUGGCUAUGUGUAACAAAAGAUUUUAGAUUCCCAGAUUUUAGAUUUCACUGCUUGAAACUGUUUUCCUUUGGGCUUUUCAAAUGUUUCAGAGUAUGUGGUAUUUUUGUAAACUCCACUGUACAUUUACACGUUCUCCUUCCUCUUUUUCAAGCUAAUAAAAGUAGUUUUAUUUAAUUAAUGCUGUCUGAGAAAUCUGGAAACUCUUUUCAGAUAUUAAACAUUGAAGAAAAGUCGUGAGCAUCAUGAGUAUUUAACUUUAUGCUUUGGAUUCUGUAAAUGAAGAAAGAGACCUGCCAGGCAGUCAGUGUCUAUUCCCUUAUUUUUCAGAUGUAAAAAAGUGGAGGUAUCUUACUUUUGGGAAAUACUGUUUAAGAUACCAUCAAUUGUAAGACUAUCAACUUAUAAUCUUUCUAAGAAGGGUGAGAAAUAUUUUUAAAAUAAGACAUUUCCCAAUUUUAUGUACUUUUUAAAUAUAUCUGCUACUAACCUUUUUUAUCAUUUUUAUUUUUUUCCAUUAUAGCUAGUUUACAGUGUUCUGUCGGUUUUCUACUGUACAGCAAGGUGACCCAGUCACACAUAGAAAUAUUUACAUUCCUUUUUCUCACAUUGUCAUGCUCCACCAUAAGUGACUAGCUCCACCAGUGCUGCUACACACAUUUUAUUAUAAAAAAAACACAGAUCUAAUGUCUAAUGUAAGUUUUUCCACCUCACUAAAUUUAGCCUUUUUAAAUAGUGUUUUUAUUACAAAAUUUUGCUUACCUGGAAUAAAGUAAAAAUAAAGUCAUUAAGGAAAAAAAUAAAUAGUUUUCUGUAAGAUUUAUACUGCAAAAAUGAAGCAGUAUGAUGAUAAGGUAUUUUUAAAACUUCUUUUGUUUAACAAAUAGAUGUGUGUAAAUUUCACCCAAACUCCUUAAAUGAUCAUUCAGUUAAACUCUCACAUACCUGUUUUGUGCCAGGCACUGUGGUAUAGUCAAACACAAGUCAGCUCUUGGUCACAUGGUAUCACAAAAUUAAGGAUUUUAAUAUGAGAAAAUUGAAGAAUAAAUUUGACUUUUGUAUAUCAUGUUUCUUCUUACAUUCUGUUUAUAUCUUCCUUCAGUAAUAAUAAUGCAUAAUUUCCCACAGACUUCAUCCUUACAUGUGGAAAGAUGUUGAUAAGAUAUUCUUGCAAUAAAGCAUUUUUUUGCGAGUAUAUACUUCACUUUAACUCUUUAUUCAAAUCCUAUUAAAACUAUAUAAGUUCUUAUAGGAGAGCUGCAAAUUCUCCAUACAAAAUUUUUAACCCCAAACUGUGAGAUAGAGUAAAAUCUUUGCUGAGCUUCUUAGGAAAGAAAAAAGAUGCCUUCAAUAACUUGGUAUUUCAGUCAAACCAAAAGUACCACCCUAGUAUGUCAUUAACAUACAGGAAGAGCCUGAAAUGUAUGUAUGUCACAUGUACUUUUUUUCUCUCUCUCUUACUGUGACAUCACCUGGGAAAAUCCAGAAGAUUGGAUAACAAGAAAUGCCUAAUCAAGAUUCUGCUGUGAAAAUGAUGCCAGAAUUCCAGAAAAGUUCAGUUCGCAUCAAGAAUCCUACAAAAGUAGAAGAAAUUAUCUGUGGUCUUAUCAAAGGAGGAGCUGCCAAACUUCAGGUAAUAACAGACUUUGAUAUGACACUGAGUCGAUUUUCCUAUAGAGGGAAAAGAUGCCCAUCAUGUCAUAAUGUCAUUGACAACUGUAAGCUAAUUACAGAUGAGUGUCGAGAAAAGUUACUACAACUAAAGGAAAAGUAUUAUGCUAUUGAAAUUGAUCCUGUUCUUACUGUAGAAGAGAAGUACCCUUAUAUUGUGGAAUGGUAUACUAAAUCACAUGGUCUGCUUAUUGAACAGGCUUUACCAAAAGCCAAACUUAAAGAAAUUGUGGAAGAAUCUGACAUUAUGCUCAAGGAAGGAUAUGAGAAUUUCUUUGAUAAGCUCCAGCAGUACAAUAUCCCUGUGUUCAUAUUUUCGGCUGGUAUCGGUGAUGUGCUAGAGGAGGUUAUCCGUCAAGCUGGUGUUUAUUAUCCAAAUGUCAAAGUGGUGUCCAACUUCAUGGAUUUUGAUGACAAUGGGCUGCUCAGAGGAUUUAAAGGAGAACUAAUUCAUGUGUUUAACAAACAUGAUGGUUCCUUGAAGAAUACGGAAUAUUUCAAUCAACUAAAAAACAAUAGCAACAUAAUUCUGCUGGGAGACUCCCAAGGGGACUUAAAAAUGGCAGACGGAGUAGCCAAUGUUGAACACAUUCUGAAAAUUGGGUAUCUAAACGAUAGAGUGGAUGAGCUUUUAGAAAAGUACAUGGACUCUUAUGAUAUUGUUCUAGUAAGAGAUGAAUCAUUGGACGUUGCCAACUCUAUCUUACAGAAGAUUCUAUAAGUAAGCAUUCUUCAAGAAGACCUCUCACUUGUGGGUGCAACUGAUGCAAGAGCUGCUCAUCUGUCUUGCUAAAAGACUAUUAUUUAUAAUACAUUCUUGCUCUUGAAGUUUCUUCUCCACAUUACUGAAGUAUUUUCAAAUUGGUUGAAUCCAUCAACUGGAAGCUCCUUUUUCUCCACCUCUCUCAGCACACUCCUCACUGUUUUUAACAGUAGAAAAAACAAAACAGGAAAAAUUUGAAAAAUAACGCUACAUUUCUAGAGUCAGUUUUGUAGCUUAAUGUUAUUAUGAAGUUUUUGAAGAGUUUUUACAUUGGGAAAGCUUGUAGAAGUUUAAAAAGUUUUAUGAAAUGGUGAAAUAAUGUACAUGAUUUUAAGUGUUGUCAUUUUUAUAACUUGGCUGAAUUAUGAUGAUAGUAUUACCAUCUCCUAAAAUUUUAGUAUAUUUGGUUAUUUUGUUUGAUGAAAAGCAGUAUUUACCAAAAAAUACUGGCACUUGAUGUUUGAAAAAAUCUAUUGGUAUCUUCAUGUCACUAAAUCAUUACAGAAUGUUCUAUAUUGAAGCACUGAUGAUAAACAUGAAAUGAAAAGCC
Molecule: messenger RNA, 5570 nt
Organism: Sus scrofa (pig)
Lineage: Eukaryota; Metazoa; Chordata; Mammalia; Artiodactyla; Suidae
Source: RefSeq, a predicted model, not a curated record